This is a messenger RNA of Pungitius pungitius (ninespine stickleback), 1823 nucleotides long. Its product is annotated as netrin-G1-like. Gene Ontology annotation, cellular component: basement membrane. The coding region runs from base 45 to 431 and encodes 128 amino acids. Lineage: Eukaryota; Metazoa; Chordata; Actinopteri; Perciformes; Gasterosteidae. The transcript is spliced from 3 exons. The record is from RefSeq and is a predicted model, not a curated record. Gene Ontology annotation, biological process: tissue development; substrate adhesion-dependent cell spreading; animal organ morphogenesis.
AUGACGAUGGUGAUGAUGACGGUGAUAAUGAUGAGAGGAUAUUUAUGAUGAUCUCUGUGUCCUCAGACUGCGAGUGUGAUGUGGACCGCAGUGCUUCUCCUCACUGCUCUGACUCUGGUUUCUGUCAGUGUAAAGAUGGAGCCACUGGGAAGCGCUGUGACACCUGUUUACCUGGAUACACCUGGAGAGGAAGUGGUGCCAGCUGCACAGUUAACGUGUGUGAUGAGGAGGGUUUGAUUUGUCAAAAUGGCGGAACCUGCGUCAACCUCGAGCGCUGCGUCUGUCUGGACGGCUUCACAGGUGCAUUCUGUGAGAAGAAGGUCUGUCUGAAGAAGAGUGGUUGUCUCAACAAGGCUGAGGCCUCCUCCUCUCUGAGCUCACACCUUUACCUGCUGACACUUUCUGUCUCCAGUGGACUCCUCCACUGUUAAUCUCGCUCACAAACCCCACGCCAUUCAAAGUGACGGCAUGAAACCCUAACCCUAACCCUAGAGCGAUGAACAUUAUAGACAAUGAAGAAGUGAAACACCUCUGUCUACUUGGAUUGACCUGUGUUUCUUCAUCUCCUGUAAAGCACAUUUAAAGAAACUAUUACUAAUACAACCACCACUUCCACUACCACUGCUACCUCUACCACUGUGUCUACUACCACUUCCACAACUAGUACUCCUACCGCAACUACCACUAGACACUACAACUACAACAAUCUCUAGAACUACGACCACUAGCACAACUACUAUCAUAAAUACUAUACUGUAACCUUAGGGUUAUAACCUUAUACUAUUGACCAGUUGCGGCUGGUGGAUUUUUUUUGGGGUAGAGCCAGCUAAUCAGUAUGAUUCAUCGCAAAAAAAAGGUAUCAUGAUAUCAUUAAUUCACACAAUGAAUCAUUUUCGAUAAAAUGUCCUUGUUUUUAUCCACGUCCUUGUUGUGUGUCCUCAUCAGUCCUGUGUGCGUCUCAGCUGGGUAGCGAUGUUAACUUUUAACAUGGCGACGCAACAGUUAUUACCAGUUACAAAGUAACGCGUUACUGUAAUUCCACUACUUUUAGCGGUAACGAGCAUGUAACAAAUUAUUUUUUUAAAUCAAGUAACAGUUACAAUUACUAAAAUUUAAAUGAGUUCGUUACUCGCGUUACUCUCUUUUGUGAAAUAUUAACUCUUGCAGACAAGAAGACAGCCUGCACCGCAACGCCCCCCCGCUGCAAAGACCACAAGUCACUCAACAAAGUCCGAUUAGCGGCACAGGGGAGGGGCUGCCUAAAUAUUACUGGAUAUUCCUGGUGGGGUCACACCCCAUGGCCCUCUAUGGACCAGCCGCCACUGCUAUGGAAACAAACUUCCCCAUUGUGUUUGGCCUGAUGAUGUGAAUUUAUUUGUAAAAAUAAUAAUGAAAAUAGUGAGAUGAAUGUGUAUAAAAAGUGUAUAUAUGUACAUACAUCUAUAUAUCUAUCUAAAUAUAUAUAUAGUGUGCUUGUUAUUGUUUUUCUUGAUUCACUUUUUAAAUUUACUCAGUAUAGAAUUGUUUGAAUUAAAGACAAAGUAUGUUUUUUACUACUUACUAAGUAUUGUAUAUAUAUAUGUGUGUGUGUGUGUGUGUGUGUGUGUAUUGUGUAUUACUGCUUUCUGUAUGGUUUUUACUGCUUACUAAGUAUUGUAUAUAUAUAUAUGUGUGUGUGUGUGUGUGUGUGUGUAUUGUGUAUUACUGCUUUCUGUAUGGUUUUUACUGCUUACUAAGUAUUGUAUAUAUAUAUAUGUGUGUGUGUGUGUGUGUGUGUGUAUUGUGUAUUACUGCUUUCUGUAUGGUUUUUACUGCUUACUAAG